CAAAUCUGCUGGACGGAUGCAGAAAAUCUCGGGUUAAGGAUCUUAAAAGCAACACGGUGGCUAGGCUGUUACGGGUGAUUUUUAAAUGCGUGGUUAGCGCGGAAGUUUUAACAGGUUAAUUUGUCACCCAACUUCAAAACAGGCGCUUGCACGAGCCAAAGGAACGAACAGGGAGAGCGCUUCUUGAUAACAGCUACAGUCAACAGAACUGCUAACUGUGCACGCAGCGAAGGAGUGCUCGGGUGGCACAGCGAAGUCCUAUCGAAAGAACUACCAGCUGAAGGAAGAAAUUGAAAUAAAAGGCCAGUCCACUAUGGAUAUGACUGACAGCCGACUAAAACAGGAGUUUGUUAGUGUCUGGGUCCAGGAUCCGCAAUUCCAUAAAGAUGGCUUCUGGCACACACACAUCGACUAUGAGAUCGGUUUGCAUACCAAUAGCAUGUGUUUUAGGAGGAAGCGUUCUUGUGUGCGGAGGCAGUACAGUGAAUUUGUUUGGCUCCGCCAGCGUCUGCAGGACAACGCUUUGCUAAUGGACUUGCCUAAACUGCCUCCCUGGAACCCGUUCUUCAGUCUGCGCAACUCCUGCCAAGUCAAUGAGCGGAUGAAGGGCCUACAGGAGUUCUUGCAGAUUGUCCUACAGGACCCUCUGGUGCUUUCUGACAGCAGAUUGCACCUGUUCCUGCAGUCUAACCUCAGCGUGGCCAAGAUGGACCGGUGUGCCUCAGGCCAGACACGUUAUACUGUAGCCCAGGCCAUCCAUAGAUGCAAAGACUGCCCAAGCACAUGCUACCCAGUACAGGAAUGCAAGGCCCACUACGAUUCGGACUGUGAAAGCACUACAUCAUCGGGUCUGGGACACAGCCACGACUCUGGGGUCCCCCAGAGUGACAGUCCUCUACUUUUUGGAGGCCCUUGUGAGGACUGCGACCGGGCCCUCUGCAGCUGUCUCUCUGAGUCUGCCUGUGACCAGGAACAUCCAGAGUCCUGAUCAACAGAGAUUCUCUAAGGGCUUUUGUCCAGGACUAAGCUUGCUGUGUCUAGGAAACAGCCUUCAAGUUUAUUUUGCUGCGGUUCCCAUGUGUGCUUCUCAAACCUCUGAAGAGAAGGGCCUCUAUUUGGUACUGUUUGUUGGCAUUCUGUUUUUAAUAUCUGAGUUAUGAUUUAAAGGAUUUGUUAUACUGCUUCUCCCUGUAUUACGAACUAGCACUUGCUAGUGAACAAGCCACUUGAACUGUUGUCCAAAAUGAUUGUCUUAAUGCUCUUUGUCUUAAAUGCUUUUUGUGCCUUUUUAGCUGUUUGUAAACCUUCAGUGACCCUGAGAUUCUUAAAUUAUUUCUAUUUGCACUAUUAAAUUGUGUUCAAUGGUUAGCAAGGAAUGCGAAGACUAUUGUAUAGACUCACUUAAAAAAAUAAUUGUAAAAGAACUACUGAAAAUAUUCUAAGCAUCAAUAAAUCGUUUUUUUUAAAGAAA
This is a messenger RNA of Esox lucius (northern pike), 1471 nucleotides long. It is a transcript of the gene snx10a, whose product is annotated as sorting nexin 10a. Gene Ontology annotation, molecular function: phosphatidylinositol binding. Lineage: Eukaryota; Metazoa; Chordata; Actinopteri; Esociformes; Esocidae. The record is from RefSeq and is a predicted model, not a curated record. The coding region runs from base 314 to 988 and encodes 224 amino acids. The transcript is spliced from 7 exons. Gene Ontology annotation, biological process: intracellular protein transport.